AUGGCGAAGAAGCAAGAAGCGGCAGAGAAAUCAAGAAGCCAAAAAAAUUCAAAAUCAAAAAUCAAAAUCAAACAGAAGAAAAAUGAUGAAGCUGAAGAGCCUGAAGUUGCAAUCGUGCCGUCUUCGAGCACUGAAUCCCAAAACGACGUCGUUGAAGAAUCCAGCAGGGAGGAGGAGAACGGAAUAAUGGGAGAACAGAUGGUAAAACGGAAAAGAGAGGAGAUGGAGAAGAACGGUAAAAAGGAGGUGAAAAAUAAGGGAAAAAGGAAAAUUGGAAAGGAGGAAGAAGAGGAGGAGAAUAGUGGGACUACUACAUUGUAUAAGUUUCCAAUGAAUCGGGUCAGUCGGAUUAUUAAGAGCGAGGAUUCGGAUCUUCGGAUUUCUCAGGAGGCGGUUUUCCUCGUCAACAAAGCUUCGGAGAAGUUUCUUGAACUGUUCUGCAGGGAGGCCUAUGCUUGUGCUUUUAUGGAUAGCAAGAAACAUAUCGGAUACAACCAUCUGUCAUCAGUUGUUUCCAAGCGAAGGAGAUUUGACUUUCUCUCAGAUUUUGUUCCAGAAAAGGUAAAGGCUGAGGAUGCUUUGAAACAACUGUCAAUGGCUGAGUGA
This is a messenger RNA of Fraxinus pennsylvanica, 606 nucleotides long. The record is from the annotation of a GenBank genome assembly. NCBI's taxonomy places the organism in Eukaryota, Viridiplantae, Streptophyta, Magnoliopsida, Lamiales, Oleaceae.